AGGAAAGUACUAUAAACCUAGGAGUGAAGGAGAUUCCAGGUCAGAACAGCCAUUCAACAACCACUUGACUUCAAGGCUGCCAAGUAUUGUAUUGUACCAAGCAUCCAUUAAUUUGGAAAGAAGUGAGAAAAAAGCUAGAUCUGAAACCCCUGAAGGUGUAAUUGUCAUUUUAUCUGGCUGUGGAUGAUUGCUGUUGUAUAUGAUUUACAUUCUAGUCUACAAUACUGACUCUAAUUUGACCAAACCUAGCAGAGAGUCUACUGCCUAGUUAAGCCUAAUAAUCAAGUAAAAUUGUGAAGUAGCAAGAGAUCUCGGAUUUAUUGAUGCGUUCUGAUUGGGAAACCUUUCAGGCGAUAGUUGUAUCUCACUGGUGAGGACAUUCAGAAGUAGGGGAGAUAUCAUUAAAGAGGCCCAAUCUCAGAUAGCCAUUCACUGUAGUUCAGCACAGAAGGGCACCCAAAACAGGCCUUUGAAAGAUGACAUUAAAUUCUGGUAGAUUCCUUUAGAAUACUAAUGCAUUAAUUUCUUGUGCCAGUUUUUAACAUUACAGAACAGAGAACUUCCACAUUUUGUUUUUGACAAAUCAUCAUGGAAGACUCUAGUUUAAAAACAAUUUUAGCCGCACCAGAAGAAACAGAAGAACCAUAUCCAAAGAAAUUUAAAAUUGAUAGCAAUCAAGUGAUCUUUCAGAAGGGACAGCAGCAGUUAUUUGAAGUAUGCAGUAAAGAUAAAAAAUCAGAAAAUAAAUUUCUCUGUUUUCCUAAAAUAUUAUGGAAUUUUAGUCAGCAUAAUUUGGAGUUACAAGAGAAAAGCAGUACAAAUCUAAAAACCAGUGUAAGACAACGUGCAAAUUUCAAGAUGUAUAUGAAUUCCAGUUUACAGUCCAGAUUGUUAGAAAAUAUUCCAUACAUUGGAAAAUGGCCUGCUAAUAGUUGUACUACUCUUAGGAAUGCUGCUUGCAAGUUAAAGAAAAAUAAUUCAGAUUUUAUAAAACUUGAAUCUUUGGUCUCAUAUGCAAAAGAAAGUGAAACAGCAAAGACUGCUAGUAUUGCAAAGGUAUGUGAAUGGCCAACAAGAGAUAUAAUUUUUUAUAUUAUCUUGGCAGAAAAAUUUAUUGCAAGAAUAGAAUCUUUAUUUGGAGAUGUGCCAGAAUUUCAAAAUAAAGAAAAGGGCCCAGGUUGUUGUCAUGCAUGUAAAAUGUUACAGUCAGAAGAACAUCUUAUUUCAAAACCAGUUAGAAGUGAUGAAAAUAGUGAUGAAGAAGUCUUAAAGUUCUAUUUGCAAUUUAAGAAUUUGAACUAUAAGAAUAUUUUACAUAAGAACAGUGAUAUUUUAUCCUACAAAAAGCAAAAAAAAAAUUCUGGAAAGAAAAAUUUCAGAAGAAACAAAAUAUUUCAGCACAUGUAUACAUUUUAUUCAAAAAAAUGUGGAAUAAAUCUUAAAUUAGCAAAUGGUAUUGCUUUUGAGCUGUUUUUACAAAGUAAAGGAACAGAUCGUUUCAGCACUAUAAUAGAAAAUGGUAUUCCAGUCCACAACUGCUUAAGUCAAAUUAAUUACCAACACACAGAAAAAUCUAAUGAAGAAGACACAAAAGAAUGGCUCUUAUGUCCUACAGAUAUUAGGGAAGAUAAUAUAGUUUCAGUGCUUUGCUAUGGAAAAAAACAAACAACAAACCAAAUAAUACUUUCUAAUAAUCAAAAUAGUGAAAGUAAAAAUUUCAAUAUUUUAGGGGAAGAAAGCUUGAAUAUUCUUGAAAAAAUCUACAAUUUGGCAGAUAGUUUUAGAUUAUUAAAUUAUCAGAUUUUAAUUCCAAUCAUGUUUAAAAAGUCAACAGCUAAAGAUUUUAAACUUGAAAUAGUUACAGUGGAACCAUUUGUACUAAAGAAAAAUAGAAAAACUUGCAAUCGAACCAGUGAUUUUUCUUCUAAAAAAUGUAAACAUUAUUUUGUUUUAAGAGCACAUAACAAAUGUGAAAAGAGAAUAUUUAGAAUAUUUAACAUUAAUUGUGCAAAUAAUAACAAACAUGGCCCAAAAUAUAUAGAAACAUGUAGUAAAGAAAUAAUGAACAAAACACAAUAUAAUAAUCAUAAGCAUGACAAAAAUAAUCCAUAUGAUUUUGUUGAUAGAAAAUCUCAUCUUGAUACAUAUAAGAAAAUUUGCCUCAGUUCUUAUUCAGAGGAAAUAGAACACAUUUCAGUCCUGGGAGAUGUAAUAAUUACUGAUGAAAAAUACAGCAAACCAUACAUAACUGCUGAUAAAGAAUUUACUAGCAGUCAUUCUGAAACAUUAACUUACAUUUGUGCGCCACUCAAGGCAUAUACAAAUGAUAGUUGUUUUUUAAAACAAGAUAGCAAAAGUAAGAUGUCUCAAUAUUUCAAAGACAGGCAGUGGCUAAAACACAGAAUUAGCGGUAAUUUUUUUCCAAUUUCCAAAAGACUUUUUAAACAUUUUCCACAUUUUAACCAAUAUUUUUCUCCCAACAUGUUUCAUAACCUUUGUCUAACCCAAAAUAUAGCGAUUAGUGUAGAAGCAAAGCAGGGUAAAACUUCCCUGUAUGGAAAAACAGCAAAACCAAGGUGCUUUGAAUUUGACAAAUUUAAGAGUAUUUUACAAUGCCAAUAUCAAACUACAUGGAUUUCAAAUAUCUUUAAGGCACCCAAAGCUAAAGCAAUAGAAAAUAUGAACUUUUGGGGUAGUAACAAUAUUUUGUUCAGUGGCACAAUUUUGUCAGAAAUACUAUGUAUAAACCAAACUGCUGAGGAAGAAAAUAAGACAAAACGUGCCAUUGCUGAGAGCUAUGUAAACAAAAGAAAUCAGCCUCAGAAUUUAUGUGAACUCUAUUUCAAAGAGGAAUGUGCAAAGUCUGUUAAUUCUGUAGACAGAUUAACAGCUUCAUGUUCCAUAAAACAAAAAGGUUUUGAAGGUUCAGCAGAAAGGCAUUUUUCUUCAGAAACUAACAGAAGAGAUCAAUUUGAUUUAGUACUGGAAGAGCUUCGUAUGUUCAAUGAAAUUAGUAAGGAAAACCAAAAUAGCCAGUCACAAACAGGAAUAAAUAUUCUUGAAAAGGAACCUCAUGUACUAAAUUGUUCUCACAACAUACCAGAUCAAGUUAGCAGAAAUAUUAAUCAAAAUCCCACCAUUUCCACAACUGGUAUUGCUAUGAGUUGUACUUCUGGGGUAAAGCAAAAUAGCUAUAAAAAAAGUUCAUUUAAGCAGAACAUACAAUUUGGAGAGCAAGAGAUAUCCCACAACUCCAGUUCAAAUCUAUCAGAUGAAGAAUUGUUCUGUUCAUCUUCUGAAGAACGUGCUCAUUGUAAACAAUCUUUCUCUUGGAAACCUGCAUUCGUAUCUCAAACAUUCAUGAAAGAAGGAAGCUAUAAUUUAACAACAGAAAGAGGAAACUGCUUACUCAGUGGAAUUAUAAGAAUACAGCCUCUUAAAACAUGUUGCGGUCCUUUAAGAGUUGGAUUGUCAAGGAAAGCUAAACUCAAGCAGCUUCAUCCAUAUUUAAAAUAGUUCACUAUCAACAGCAUAUUAAGCAAAGAUUAGUUUGUAUUAAAUGUUUAAAAUAGUUAUCACAUUCAUAAUUAAAAUAUUUCAUUAAUUUUGUAAUAUAUAAAGCGCUAACCUAUAAACUUACUGUGAUUUUAAAAUUAGCAACUGCUGAUAAAAAUAUUCUGUGAAAUGUAUGUACAAUACUGUCAUAUGUAAUAAAACUGAAAUGCAUAGAAAUCUGAGAUACAUUAAUACUCUUAAGUUAUUUUCAUUUAUUAAAGUAUCUUAUCAAAGAUCGUAUAGCUGUUUAAAAAAUAUCUACCAAUAGUCAAGUUGUAGAUCCAUUUGAAAGUAUUAUAGAAUCUUCUGAGCCAUAUUUAUUUAAUGGUAUUUUUAUGAUAAUAUUCUUAAGAUUAAAAUGUUUUUUCCUCCCUGGAUAUUGCUGUUAAAUGUUUAGUCUCAUGUACAAGACCUCACAGAACAAUCUAUACACAGAGUUAACAUUGCUGAGAAGAGAGGAAGAAUUUAUACAUUUAUUCUCCAUCUCUUUCUUUUGAACUUCUGUCAAAGUUAUUGGGAUGUCUGUUUAUGAAAUAGUGUUCUAGACCAUUUAUCUUACUUUUUCAUGCUCUAAGUCCAAAGUCUUAGACAUGGAUGUCUUUUAUCCAUUUCCUCUGACAUGUUGCUUAUGUAAGUUUGGAAAUGUUUCUUUGCCAAACUUGAGUUAAUGUUAAUGUAUCGCUAAUACUAAAGUUCUAUUUAUAUAUAUAUAUCUAUUUCUACAUUAUUAGAGCUAAUUGAUAAAGCUCUUCAGGUUGUCUGAAAUCCUAUUCUGGCAUUUAUUAAUUGAAAGCAAGAAUUCAUUUUAGUUAUAUUUUUCAACCAUUCCCUUAUUUUAUAAGAAUUAAAACAUUUUUAUGUUCAACUUUGUCAGUUUUGUGCUUUAUUGUAAUUUUUGAUUAUUUAUUUUAGUGUUAAUGAUGUAUGACAAAGGAGACAAUGGGACAAAACAUUAACAGCAUUGUUUUAAUGCCUCAGUGUCUAUAUUAAGGAUCACAUGUUUAUUUAUGUGGUUCAUUUUAUUUAAAUUAUUAAAUUAAAAUUGUCAGAGGCAACAAAGAAAUUAAACUCCAGUCAACAUUUCCAUAAUAUUUAAUUCUUUUCACCUUUCCAGCUGCGGCAAAUUCUAUAAACUUAGUAGAUAACUUCUUUCUACCUAAAAAUUGUCUCCAAAAUGUUCACUUUUUUGAUUAAUAAUUCCACAAGUCAGAUCUGUAAAAUUAGUUCUAUGACCUAAAAACAGCUAGACCUAAAUAAAUAAAAAUAUAUUUAGUAGAUAUGAAUGAGAGACUUAGUUGUUUAACUAAAGUUAUUUAUGUGAUAUCACAAAUUAAUACCUGUAUGUUCUGAAGUAACGCUUACUAAAACUUACUGAGAGCUAAAUGAUGCAUAUUUAUUUGAAAGAAAUAAACUGUAUUCAACUUGCUUCAGGUUUUUCUUUUAACUAUA
This is a messenger RNA of Crotalus tigris (Tiger rattlesnake), 5004 nucleotides long. It is a transcript of the gene RAD51AP2, whose product is annotated as RAD51 associated protein 2. NCBI's taxonomy places the organism in Eukaryota, Metazoa, Chordata, Lepidosauria, Squamata, Viperidae. The transcript is spliced from 3 exons. Bases 589 to 3516 code for a protein of 975 amino acids. The record is from RefSeq and is a predicted model, not a curated record.